CCCAGUCUCUAUCAGGAAGAUCUCUCCACGCGGAGAGUAAUUUUUAAGUCUGUCCACAAAGAUCCAACCAAUCUAGUUUCAUUUUUUCUCUACCGCGAGCCUGUUAUCAACAAACGUGACCAAUGAAUCUCAGUCCACGAAAAAUUCAAGAUUAGUUAUUUGAAUCACUCUUUCAAAAAUUAGGCACGAAAUAGUUUUAAUCAGAAUUGGUAAUUGUCGAUUUUUUUGACAGUCUUUUAUAGUUUCUUGUCAUUCAAUAAAACAAAAGUUUUUGAUCAAAAAAAGUGAAGAAUGAUGCGUGACGACUGUAAUCAACUUUUAAAUAUCCCACAGCUUUGUUUUGUUCAGUGAGCAGUGAAUAGUGAAAUUUGCACCAAUUAUCCAGAGACUCAUUCGUGAGGAUUCCCUGAGCAAAAUUACCGUGGUAACGAGCCCCUAUCGUUAUUUCGCUGCUCGUGCAAUUAUUGCGCAACACAAAAAGCAGAAUGGCUCCAGUUAUUAACGCGGUUGUGUCGUGAGUAAAUUUUUUUUCGUCCUCUCUUUGUUGCCGGCAGAUUACACAAUUCUGUGUAUAGCAAGCCGACGGCGAAAUCCCCACUGUCUCCGUUAAGAUUCAAUUAAGCAGCGAAACACUUCGAGGAUUGCCUAAGAAGACUAAUUCAUUUUGAAACAAUGUACAUAACUACAAUAGUACAAAUAAAAGCACGUGAUUGAUCUAGCAUCAUCCAAAGUAACUAAAAUUUUCUAAAUGUAGAAAAAAGUACGUUAUAAAAAUAAAAAUAACUAAGAAGGUCACCCGGUAGCUGGUUCACGGUCAAGUGCACUAAAGGCAGGAAACGCCGAUGGACUUCCGCUGGAGGGACUUGGGUGGAAACUCGAGUGAUUUGCAAUUCAAUACACCGGACUGAGGGGGAGUUACUUUCAAUUUAUUAUUACAGAACUUGGUCAAGAUGGAGGAGGUGUAUGUUAUAAGAAUAAAAACGAAGCCAAUCCCUUCGUCGCUUUAUCCCUCAGAACGAAGAUAUUCAGCCUCGACAGUGGGUGGCUUGGCGAUGAUACAUUUUGGACUGGGCGUCCUUGCCCUUCUUCUGGGAUCACUGGCCAGGUCUUUGCAGGGCCCAAUUUUGGCUCUUGCAUGCUUGGUACCGUUUUUUUCCGGUCUACUUGCUUGGAGAAGGUGGUACAUCGACCGGAACAUAGGUCUCUUUUUUUACGGUAGCCUCAUCUCUCUAACGGUAGCCGUCUUAUGUUUAGCUGCAACUAUUUUUGAGAUGACAACUAUUGUUCAAGGAGAUGGUGGGUCUUCUUGGUCCAUGGAACACAUCUUCACUAGGUAUGGUUCUUCCGCUACGAGAAAUGACUCUUUGUAUCUUGGUGAAGAUACAUCUACUAAUUAUAGUCAACACUGGAAUGCUAAUGAAGCUUAUAAUAGAUCUGCAAUGCAGGGUUUCAACUUGCCAUUCCAGGCUGUAGACACAUUGGAGGAUCUUGUUGCAGAAGCUUCAGUUAUUCACGAAAAAAGAAUGACGGAAAAUGAUAAUGAUAAUUUCAAUAAGAGUGGAUCUCCAGAAAUGAUGAGAAUUUGGCACAAUGAAAGAGGAUCCCUGCAUUCGAAAUUGUUACUGGCCAUAAAUGUAUUGGUGACGUCUUUGCUGGAGACUUUAUGGUCUUUGUUAAGUGCAAGGAUAGGUUUUCGUGGGAUGAUUAAUCGAGUUGAAACAAGUUAUAGUGGUAAUGCUACUGGUAAGAAGGAACAUAAAUCUGGACACAAGAAGAAGCUCCCUGCCCCGAGACCAGAUAUUCUCAGUCAUUAUCAGAAGAACUUUGGUAGUUUGCAGAGUUUGAAUUCAUUGCAGAGUUCUUUGAAUUCAGGACCUAGACUUCCGUUACCGGAAUCUAGUAGGGAAUUCAGAGAGAGGGUUGAGAGAUUUCUGGUCAAUCAAGCUGCCCACAGAAGUGUUGAAAAUGCUGGUCCUUGAGGAUACGAUUCUUGAUAAAGUGAUCUCCAUACUUUGUAGAAAUCUCAGUUCUUUGCUGGUAUAUCAGUAUUGAUUAUUAGGGAAACUUAGUUCCAGGUGAACAAUAUUUUAUGAAAAACAUUUAAGAAGUCGGAGAAACUGAGAGAAACUUUUGCAUCUAGGUUACCUUAAUUUGCAAUAUUUUAUCACUUCUUAUUUUAUGUAAAGUUAUAUUUUAAAUAAGAUUCCGAUUUAAAUUCUAAGUUAACGAUUUAGCAGAAUUCUUUAAUUUCUUGUAGCAAAAAUAUUGUACAAACAAGCAUUUUAUCAUCUAUGAUUUGCAAGUACCAUAACGUUUUAAUAUUUUAAAAUAUUGUUAGUAUUUAUUGCAAAAUGUGAAUAAUUUUUAGAUUUAUAAUGAACGUGGGAUAUUUUUAAAUGAGCUUAAUUUUAUUAUUCAAUGUUCAUGAAUGAAAAAGACUAUCAACAAACCAUUCAACCGCCGAGAAUGACUCUUUUAUAUUAUCAGAGCAUAGUAUAUAAAAAGUGAUAUAACAUUUGCAUGAUACUGUUAAUGUACACAUUGUAUUACUUCAAUUACUCUAGAAUUGAUACUAAAUUAAACGAUACAUUUUUUUGUAUAUACAAUCUGUUCUUUGCUUGAAAAAGUUCAAUGUGAAUAGUAUAAUGAAACCUAUAUAUCUCUGUCAAUUUACUCAAGUGCAAUUUACUUCUUGAUGUAUGUAUCCAUCGUACCAUGGAUAUAUUUAACGGCCUUCAGUUAUUUUCAAAUUACGUUACUUAACAAAGCUUAUUUGAUGCUACAUUUUCUUCAAUAUUUUCAUAAUUUGAAUACUUCAUUCGUACAGAUUAUAGCCCGGAUCAAAUGAAAAAAGAAUUAAUUACAAUUUUUUAAUUAUCUUUAAUUUAAUAUUGUGUUUCAGAAAAUUUGAAAUAUGUAUCAAGGCU
Belonocnema kinseyi is the source of this 2927-nucleotide messenger RNA. RefSeq lists its product as uncharacterized. The coding region runs from base 951 to 1979 and encodes 342 amino acids. NCBI's taxonomy places the organism in Eukaryota, Metazoa, Arthropoda, Insecta, Hymenoptera, Cynipidae. The transcript has a single exon. The record is from RefSeq and is a predicted model, not a curated record.